Messenger RNA from Endocarpon pusillum Z07020, 762 nucleotides. RefSeq lists its product as uncharacterized. Lineage: Eukaryota; Fungi; Ascomycota; Eurotiomycetes; Verrucariales; Verrucariaceae. The transcript has 3 exons. The record is from RefSeq and is a predicted model, not a curated record. The coding region runs from base 1 to 762 and encodes 253 amino acids.
AUGUGUGGUAAAACCAAGACUCAAGGUGGUUAUCACAGGUUUUGUUCCGGGGUUCAGGAGACAGUCACCAGGUAUCAUAGGGACACAUACUGUGACAAGCCACACCACCAGCGACUGCGAUGCGAGAUGAGUGCGAUAAUUGCGGUCACGGAUGCUGCAAAUGUUGUACCCAGGGAAGAGCACAGAGUCAUCUCUCCACUCGUCUCGCUUAGCGCCGCCGCUCAGCAAAGGCUGCAGGUCCCAUACUCAGGCUUGUCUGCCAAAGACUUUCACUCUGCUUUGAUCAAUCCCCUCGUCCAAGGGAGAUCACAACGUUCGCUUCCAGGUCCCACGGGUAUCAUACCCCGACCGAGUACCACGAUGCAAACGAGACCACACGGGCCAGGCUCCAGCCCCUCCGUUCGAAUCGUCCUUCAGCAGCGACCACAGGCUCCGUAUGAAAGCCCGCCACCCGUUGGUUCGCAAUCCUCCACCAUUAGCAUGAGACAGGCGAGACCACAGCGUCAGCAGCCAGGGAGUGGAUCGCAACAGCCCACAGCAAACCCUGACGAUGUUAAUAUACGGAGACCACAGAUCUCAGAUGAGGCUCCGUCUUCCAAUGACUCUGAGCGCUCACGUACGACCGUCACCGAAGAAGGAUCGCUGGUUUCAGAUGGGAGCCUGACUACGAUAACCCAGAGUCGAUCGCUGUCCCCACCCUUGAGCAUCUCGUCCGGGAGAGUGCACCAAGCCCUUAGCGCCCGAAAGAGAAACCGCGAUUGA